Molecule: messenger RNA, 753 nt
Organism: Arachis duranensis
Lineage: Eukaryota; Viridiplantae; Streptophyta; Magnoliopsida; Fabales; Fabaceae
Product: mitogen-activated protein kinase kinase kinase 20-like
Exons: 2
Coding region: 1-753 (250 amino acids)
Biological process (GO): protein phosphorylation
Molecular function (GO): protein kinase activity; ATP binding
Source: RefSeq, a predicted model, not a curated record
AUGAGUAGCUUACAAUGGAAGAAACUGAAAAUCUUGGGAGCAGAUUCUUAUGGCACUGUUUAUCUUUCAAUUGUUGUUGAUACACAAAUACUGUAUCAGAGCUUCAUUGCUGAAAAGAGCUUCAUUUCUAGGUUGGCAUUGUCACUGAAGAAAGAAGAACAGAUUUUUAAACCAUUGUGCGAAGGUGAAAGCGGUGGUUGUGAAGAAAUCAUUCGAUGCUUUGGCACUGAGAUCACAGUAGAACACGAACGUUACUUUUACAAUCGUCUAUUGGAGUAUACUCCUCACGAUUCUUUGGAUGACUUGAUCCACAAGAAACCUCUCCCGGAGACCGACAUCGCGGAUUUCGGAUUAUCUAAGACUAAAGAGGAGGAAACAAAUGUUGAGGUUUGGAAGUCCAAGCCUAGAGGUACGCCACUGUAUUUGUCGCCGGAGGCAUUUUUCGGUCAUAUUGAUGCUCCGAUGGAUAUAUGGGCACUUAGUUGUACAAUGAUUAAAAUGCUGACUGGAUUGCCUGCAUGGGGUGAGAGCUUUUUGCGUACUGAGGAGUAUUUAAGGUUCUUCGUUGAGUAUCUUGAACUAUCACCCAAGAAGCCGAAAGGAAUCCGUGUUUUCUGUUAUGAUUUUCUGGAAAAGUGCUUUAUGAAAGAUCCUAGCAAGAGGUGGACUGCUGAGGUGCUUCUUGAUCAUCUUUUGCUUUAUAUCACACUUUUUCAUUCAUAUCAUCCUUUCCUUUAUGGUUCAUGUAGUUAG